CAGCUCCGUAAUUUUGAUAACGGCGCCCGUCAGUUGGGCAGUUCGGCUGCACUGCUACUGGCUGCAUCCAGACUUCGUGAACGGCUCGUACGACUUUUGUUUAUCUUCCGCGACAACGCAGCCAAUCUAUUUCCUCGGAGGAUCGCACGCCAGUCGAAAGACAAGCUUGUGAAUCCAAAUAUCGUAGAUCGACGGGGCAAGGUUCACUCUGAAGCUCUCAAAUUUCAAGCGUUCAUAGCAGAGGAUGGGUUGGCGACUGAAGCUAUCCCCCAGGAAUUGGAAGGUUUUGCGCUCGAUCUCCGCAUGCUAUUGCAUAGUUUGAACGAUUUCCCUGAGUUCAGGGAUGAUGCGGUAAAUAGUUCGAUCCACGCCUUCGUAGCAGAACUCGAAUAUCGUGCUUCCUGUCUGACGGAGUAUAAAGGCCAUUUUCGGCUCGCUUCUGUACAACAAUACGUGCACGGACUUACAGUGGAAAUCGAAAGUCAUAUCGACGUUGUCGCAUCAAAUUUGGCAAUGUUCAUAGAUAUCGGUGUCCCAACUAUUCAGCUCUCACAACAGUAUGCAGCCUCUAAUCUUUCUAAUCUGGCAACAUUUGGUACGAUAUUUUCGGGUGUCACCGCGACACUUUUACAACUAUCAUAUGAUCACACCAAGGCUAAGCUGGCAAUAUGUGUAAAUGCGUUUUGGUUUUCGUCGCUAGUUUUCAGCGUUGCAGCAAUAGCGACCAGUCUACUUGGUUUGGCGUGGACGCAGGCCAUACACCGCUCGCCAAAUCACAGAGUGCCCUGGUGGGUAUUGACAUGGAUCAGGCGAUCACCUCUCGUGUUACUCGUCAACGCAGUCAUGUUCUUUUUCGUGGGACUCAUAUUGGUCACAUACACGAUAAGUAAUAAUAUGGUCACGCCCAUCCUGAUCACAAUAAUCGCGACCGUCACAUCCAUCGGACUGGCUUCCUCCUUGUGCUGGAUUGUGUCAGAACGAUUUGUAUCCAUACACCAUCAAGGUCAUAUAUGGUUAGAGGACCUCAUGUUGGAAACAAUCAGACAUAUCACUGCGCCCAUACGAACGAUCACCCACCGUCUUUACUCAAGUUUCCGUGGACUUCCUUUGUACGUUCGGCGACCCCCUCCUGCUGAAUCAUUUCAGAGAACGACAUAUGAUGAACAUGUCCAGAGCGCAGCCCUGACAUCAUGUGGCGUCUCUAUAGCAUCUCCCUCUACUCAGGAGGAUGUGGUAUCAAUUGUCUCGGAGGAAACAGCAGAUGACCAGGAUCAAGCUAGACGAACUCGUGCCCGAGAACGCUUCAAGAAGGCUGUUCGGACCGUUAUAUCGAUGCAAUCAUACCCAAGAACUCACGGCUCGCAGUCUCUCGAUUGGAUGAUGCAUCCAAGCCCUGAUUCUCGCACCCCUUCAUUAGGAGGGAAAGUAAUUCGACGUUAUGGUCUCUCUACUAUCUCUCAGAAGCUGCGGAAUCUGGAAUGCACAGAAGACAUCUCCCCUCAUCAAGCGCUCGUGAGAGAUUUGCAAUUCUCUCCGGAUGGAAAGUACCUCGCAACGGCAAGUUGGGAUAAAACAGCAUGUAUCUUCAAUGUCGCCGAACCAUCUGCUGAUCACCAUGUUCUCCACCAUGAGAGAGGCUUUACGGAGCAAAUACUCUGGUCCGCGUGUGGUACCCACGUGUUGACUAGGUCUCCCCGCGGCAUCAAAAUCUGGACGAAAGAUGGCGUUUGCUUGAAAACGAUCCGUCGGCCACAUAUCGUCCACUUCUUGCAAUGGGUGCCUCUUGGAGAUAUGUCCAUUCUGUCUGUUGAGGGGAACGAAAUUGCGAAACUAGUACCAUCCGAGAAGGUUCUCGAAACUUACAGCUUCGGGCGUGUUCAACUUCGACGAAUCGCUGUUACAUCGGACGGCCAUCGGAUAAUAGGCAUCGGUCCUAUAGGGGAAGCGCCUAACGGACUCCGUCCCAGUCGUCCUACGAGAGUGGAAAAGCGCAUUAUAGGCAAUCAAAUACCACUUUUUCGAGAUGUCAGUGACGUUAAAUUGUCAAGGAGCAACGCCCACGUCCUCUUUUCGUUCGGGGACCAGUCCCCUCCUCAACUCUGGAAGAUGGAUAUGGUCGGGGGCCGGGCUCGGGCAUCCCGUAAUUGUGCGAGACUCACAUUUCGUCAUGCAUUUUCGUCCCCAGUCUCCGUUGAAUAUGUUGGAUCAACGUUUGGCGGCAAGAAUGAUCAGUUUAUAGUCUGCGCCGGAAAAUCUGGAGAUAUCCUUAUUUGGGAUCGAGAUACUGCUAAUCUUCUUCAUCACAUCUACCCUAUGAACCCUGAUCAGGAUUUGACUUGUCUAUCAUGCAACAGCCUCGCAGGUGAUCCUUUCGCAUUUGCCGUAGGCGGGCACGAUGGCAGCAUUCGUGUUUGGUCAACA
Molecule: messenger RNA, 2421 nt
Organism: Suillus bovinus
Lineage: Eukaryota; Fungi; Basidiomycota; Agaricomycetes; Boletales; Suillaceae
Product: WD40-repeat-containing domain protein
Exons: 16
Molecular function (GO): protein binding
Source: RefSeq, a predicted model, not a curated record